GAGUACGGACCUACGACAAUUGCUACCAAAUCAAGACCAAGCCACUGUGCAAUCGUGCAAAAUUGGAUGAGGUAGAGUUGUGGCACCAAAAGCUUGGGCAUGUGAACUACAAUAUGAUGGACAAGUUGGUAAGACUAGAUGCUGUUCGAGGUAAAAAUGCUGAGGAGGAUGCUCAGAUUCUAUUGGAAUUUCCGCAAUCUGCUGCUGAUAAUGCUGUCUCUGAUGCUGUUCCUGAUGUUGUCCCAAAUGUCGUCCCAGGUGUCAUGACACUUGACACAACACCUGAUGCGACACGUAUUUCCGACGAAAAGAAUACCACUCCAAAGACCCCAAUAUGA
Messenger RNA from Striga hermonthica, 338 nucleotides. NCBI's taxonomy places the organism in Eukaryota, Viridiplantae, Streptophyta, Magnoliopsida, Lamiales, Orobanchaceae. The record is from the annotation of a GenBank genome assembly.